Molecule: messenger RNA, 1521 nt
Organism: Aspergillus affinis
Lineage: Eukaryota; Fungi; Ascomycota; Eurotiomycetes; Eurotiales; Aspergillaceae
Exons: 3
Coding region: 1-1521 (506 amino acids)
Source: RefSeq, a predicted model, not a curated record
AUGAAGCCUCCCGCACCAGGAACCCUUCAGCAAGUCUACGCCCCCCCCAAAGGAGGGGAAUACAAGUCUAUAUCCUCCUGCGACUCCGAGAAAAGGAAAUACCUUCAAGACCACAAGGCUGUUCAAGAAAGUCUGUUGGAAUUCUCGACCGCCGAUUCAUGGCAUAAGAGCGCAUUAACAGCUUUCGUUCCGCGGCCUAUUCUCGUCUCUUCCGAGCACAAGCGCCGGAUCAACGAGAUCAAUGAUGCUCUGGUCUCUGCUAUAACGGACAUUGUCGAGAGGUGGUGGACAGACAUAGAGGCGAGAUUUCCGGACCGUAUGCCUCUGGAGCCUGCUGAGGAAGACCUUCUUCGUUGGAUCGAUAGCCAAGUUCCCAAUAACCUCCCGCUAUUCCGAGAGUGUCGGGGAUCGUGGAGACCGGACUUCCUGGUAGAAGAAGAUCGCUCUGAGGGCGCCUCUGGCCCUUCGGAGAAUUUUCGAAUCAGUGAAAUAAACGCUCGGUUUUCUUUCAAUGGUUAUAUGUAUGCCGCCUGCGGGCAACAGGCACUAAAGAAGCAAGGGAUCUGUGAAUCAGGCAAUGGCUUGGUCGGGACGACGGAGCCUGCCAAGAUACUGGGCGGCAUUUUGAACCUGUUCAAUCCCGACUUGCCAUUGCACCUGCUCAAAGGGGAGGAGUUUGGCAAUGACAUCCAUAUCGUUGUUGAGUUCCUCAAACUACGAUUUGGAAUCAGCCCUCGCUUUGUGCAACCAUCCGAACUUAGACUUGUACCUGAGCCACGAGGCAAGGGCGGGUACAGACUCUGUUGCGUGGUGGGAGACGCUGCACUCAAGAACAUGGAGAGAUUACAUUCGGUCAACUAUCAUGAUGGAGAAGCUUUGGAAGAAAUCCACCAGGUUGGCCUUGAGCUCCAUCAGAGAGAGAUCCAUGCCCUGAGCACCGAGAUGCUCCACCAAAUUAGCCUCCGAUGCUUCAAUGACAUGCGCACUGUGCUGCUGGUUCAUGACAAGCGGAUGCUCGGAAUCGUCCAACAGGAGCUCGACACCCUAGUGGAAAGGAAUGUGAUUACGCUUGCUCAGGCGGCGAUUCUCGACCAAGGGAUUGCCAGCACAAUCCUACCUGGCUCGUUGGAACUCGGCCAGAUGAUCAGCUCCUGCGAGAGGGACCCUAGCCUCAAGAAUGGGUAUAUCUUGAAACCGAUUCGAAGCGGCAAGGGCGACGGGAUCGUGUUCGGGGAAGACAUUGACUCUGCUGAAUGGUUGUCACGAUUGGAGGGCUUGCGCUCCUCUCAGUUGCUACCUAGUGGUGGCACUUGCGUUGUUCAGCGCAAGGUUAACCAGAUUCGCUACGAUGUGGUCUUGAGCCCAACAGGCGUCAUGAAUAAAUACCCCCUCAUUGGAACGUACCACACAGUUCAUGGUGAGUUCCUGGGAGUUGGAGUGUGGAGAAGCAGUCCACACCGCAUCUGCGCGAUCAGCCAUGGAGGCGCGUGGACUUGUUCUGUGACUGAAGGGAGUUUGUAG